UCUUUCUUGAGCUCUAUAAGAAUGUCUCACCUGCGCAGGUAGGACAAACCAGACGACCUACAAACCACACAGAUUUGCAGCCAAUCAGAGUUGAUCAUGCAUCCCAACACGCCGCUCGUCCUCCUGGUAUUAUCUUGUCUCUGCCUGGCCAUGGCACAAGUGUCCUACGACGACUGCUGCCUGUCGUACGUCAACAAGCUGGACAAGAAGGUUCAAGACCGAGCCGUCAAGUACAGAAUUCAGCAGACGGACGGCGGCUGCAACAUCCGUGCUGUCAUUUUCACCCUGAGGAAAGGUCGCGUGUACUGCACUGAUCCUCGACACACCUGGGUGCAGGAACUGAUGGACGCCCUCGACAAGAAGUCUGCUUCCCCCCACAAGGGGAACACCAGAAAGCAGCAGAGGAACCGCAUGUUGGGCUGAAGGCGACCUUUCUGGAGGGAAAUCAGCGUCAAAGCUUGCACGUUCUAUUGUGAUCUUUUCUAUCUUUCAAAGAAAAUUUGCCGUAAAGCUGCUGUGAUUGGAUGGUGAUGGUGUGUGUGUGUGUGUGUGUGUGUUCUUUGGUGCAAAUGUUUUUUUUUACUCUUGCCAAGCACUAUUACAAUAAAAGGUGAACUAUCAA
This is a messenger RNA of Nerophis ophidion (straightnose pipefish), 622 nucleotides long. RefSeq names its product chemokine (C-C motif) ligand 25a (gene ccl25a). Gene Ontology annotation, cellular component: extracellular region. Gene Ontology annotation, molecular function: chemokine activity; CCR chemokine receptor binding. The transcript is spliced from 5 exons. Gene Ontology annotation, biological process: neutrophil chemotaxis; G protein-coupled receptor signaling pathway; lymphocyte chemotaxis. Bases 97 to 423 code for a protein of 108 amino acids. The record is from RefSeq and is a predicted model, not a curated record. Lineage: Eukaryota; Metazoa; Chordata; Actinopteri; Syngnathiformes; Syngnathidae.